AUGAUGAUGAUGAUGAUGAUGAUGAUGAUGAUGAUGAUGAUGAUGAUGAUGAUGAUGAUGAUGAUGAUGAUGAUGAUGAUGAUGAUGAUGAUGAUGAUGAUGAUGAUGAUGAUGAUGAUGAUGAUGAUGAUGAUGAUGAUGAUGAUGAUGAUGAUGAUGAUGAUGAUGAUGAUGAUGAUGAUGAUGAUGAUGAUGAUGAUGAUGAUGAUGAUGAUGAUGAUGAUGAUGAUGAUGAUGAUGAUGAUGAUGAUGAUGAUGAUGAUGAUGAUGAUGAUGAUUACUACUCCCAUUUUACAUUAA
This is a messenger RNA of Schistosoma mattheei, 300 nucleotides long. Lineage: Eukaryota; Metazoa; Platyhelminthes; Trematoda; Strigeidida; Schistosomatidae. The record is from the annotation of a GenBank genome assembly.